This is a messenger RNA of Populus trichocarpa (black cottonwood), 899 nucleotides long. Its product is annotated as homeobox-leucine zipper protein ATHB-40. Gene Ontology annotation, cellular component: nucleus. Gene Ontology annotation, molecular function: sequence-specific DNA binding; DNA-binding transcription factor activity, RNA polymerase II-specific. The record is from RefSeq and is a predicted model, not a curated record. The coding region runs from base 135 to 749 and encodes 204 amino acids. Lineage: Eukaryota; Viridiplantae; Streptophyta; Magnoliopsida; Malpighiales; Salicaceae. The transcript has 3 exons. Gene Ontology annotation, biological process: positive regulation of DNA-templated transcription.
UGUUUCUCUAGGUUGUCCACUCCUUCAACGCCUAGAACACCAUCUUAAUUAUCUUGAGUGAGACAAGAGAAAAAAAGAAAAGAAAAGAAAAGAGAGAGAGAGGGAGCGUGAGAACCAAUAGGAAGACAACUGCCAUGAGUUACAAGCUUGAAGAUCACAUGGCACUCACCUCUCAAUUGUACCCAGGUGUAUUCACUCAAAUGGUUCCACAACAAGGUGAAUCUAAACCACGACGAAGGCGAAAGAAGAACAAAGACGCCGAUCUUAGUGGGGCAAGGAAGAGGAAACUUAAUGAGGAGCAAGUUAAUCUCCUUGAAAUGAAUUUUGGUAAUGAACAUAAGUUGGAAUCUGAGAGGAAAGACAAGCUUGCUUCAGAGUUGGGACUCGAUCCUCGCCAAGUUGCCGUUUGGUUUCAAAACCGGAGGGCAAGGUGGAAGAACAAGAAGCUAGAGGAGGAGUACACAAAGUUGAAGACAUCCCAUGAAAACAUAGUUGUCGAGAAAUGCCAGCUUGAAUCCGAGGUUUUAAAGCUCAAGGAACAACUCUCUGAAGCAGAAAAGGAGAUCCAAAGGCUGUCAGACCGUAUUGAUGGGGUUUCCACUAAUAGUCCUAGUUCAUCCUUGUCGAUGGCUAUGGACCCCCCAUUUCUUGGAGAGUUUGCAAUGGAAGGAUAUGAAGAUGCUGCUUUCUACAUGCCACCAGAAAACAAUUACAUUCCUGGCAUGGAAUGGAUUAAUCUGUAUAUGUAACUGGCUAGCUAACUGAUAUUACUAUAAUUAGGAUAAUGUAGAUAGUGAUUAAGUAACAAUCUAAUGUAAACAUCUUCUUCAUCUAGUGUAUCACGAGGUCUCUCUGUCAAGCUAGCUAGUAAUUGGAAAUGCAUGCCGAUAUUAAUUUAA